CUUAAACGUCUUAAUGAGAUUUCAGCCCAUGUCUACUACAACUAUUGAUAACAACUACGGCUCUGGUUCAUUACCAGAACUACGUGCGACAUUGCUGCCACUGGGAAGAAAGAAAGAGGAGACUGUGUGUGAGGUGCACUGCUUUUAACGAUGGACUAUUAACCAAAAGAGCAGCUGCAGGAUAAACACCUGUGGACCUUAGUCAUCCUACCAUGGAGGGCUCCAGUGCUAGGAAAAGGCCAGCAUUUGGACACAACAAAAAAGAGAGUCAUUUGUUUGUGACCCAUCCGUAUUCAACAAACAGCGACAGUGCAGAGCUGAGUCAGCCAAGGAAGCUGAAUGGAUCUAUUGUGGAGACUCCCAGCCACCAGGAUCUACACAGAGAGCUUCUGCUCAGUCACAAAAGAGGCCUGGUGCUUGAGGAGAAGCCUGAGCUGAAGAGAGUGCUGGAGCAGAGGAGACUGGAGCUCACCAGAGAGGAGGAGCAGGCUCAGCGCAGGCCCUCAGACCUGGAGAAGGAGCUCCGCAAGAGGCAGCAGAAGCUGCAAGAGUAUGAGCAGGAGGAGAUCAGGAGGCGGGAGGACCAGGAGAAGAUCCCUGAGUUUGUCGUGGUGAGGAGAAAACUGCGGCGCACCAAAACAGCUGACCUCUCGGGUGUGAUGGAGCCCACCAAUCCCUGAAGCCUCUCCCCAACCACAGCAGGCCUGUAGUCACCUUACCGCCCAGCCUGGAACAGUCGGAGGCUGGUGUUGCUAUUGAAAAGUAUUUGAUAGAGAAUGAAUUGUAACGCACACCAUGCAGGAUCUUCAUAUUUAGGGGAUGUUGUAAUUAGAGGAUGGAUACAUGUAUGAUUUACUUAAAUCCUCUCGAUUAUGGUAGUAUCCCAUUUUUAUUUUCUGAUGAUGGCUUGAUGGUGUUACUUCCGUUAGGUGUUAUGCAUACUAUAUUUUAGAUGUUUAUUAUCAAUGGUGUCUUAUGGUGUUUCUUGGUUUAUGGCAGUGGGGUACUGCUGUUUUGUUUGUUUCUUGCAAGGGUCAUGUUAUUGCAAUGUAUGCUGAAUUUGUAACUUCUAACUCUGCUUAAUGACAGAGGCCAAGUCUUUGAACGAGCAUUGUAUGAAAAUUCCAACGAAAUAAACGUUGUUCUUUGUAUGUGUGA
Molecule: messenger RNA, 1158 nt
Organism: Gadus macrocephalus (Pacific cod)
Lineage: Eukaryota; Metazoa; Chordata; Actinopteri; Gadiformes; Gadidae
Exons: 5
Coding region: 213-680 (155 amino acids)
Source: RefSeq, a predicted model, not a curated record